Esox lucius (northern pike) is the source of this 4172-nucleotide messenger RNA. It is a transcript of the gene scamp5a, whose product is annotated as secretory carrier membrane protein 5a. The transcript is spliced from 7 exons. Bases 254 to 952 code for a protein of 232 amino acids. Lineage: Eukaryota; Metazoa; Chordata; Actinopteri; Esociformes; Esocidae. The record is from RefSeq and is a predicted model, not a curated record. Gene Ontology annotation, cellular component: trans-Golgi network membrane; recycling endosome membrane. Gene Ontology annotation, biological process: protein transport.
GGGGAACGUGACGUCACGUGAUUGUGUUCUACUCCCAAGCUACGCGUGCGUUGGCUACAUUUGAGAUUUUUUUUAAUCGAAUGUGGAAAUAGUCUCGUAUUUUGAGCGGAUGUUCUUUUACAUUAAAAAUAUCCUCAUAUAAUGCAAUUGAAGUACGUCACAUAGUAACGGAAAUCCUGGUUUAGAAAAUAAGGCCGUUGAGUUUGGGUCUGGAUAUAAUUUAUUUCCAACUGGCGGAACACAUCGAAUUGUAAUGGCAGAAAACAACUUCCCUCCCCUACCCGGCUUCAUCAAGCUGAAGCCGUGCUUCUAUCAGGACUUCAACGAGAUCCCGGAUGUGCACCGAUCCAUGUGCAAAAAGCUCUACUACCUGUGGAUCUUUAACAGUGUUACCUUGGCGGUCAAUCUUAUUGGCUGCCUGGCAUGGAUGUGCGGUGGAGGCGGAGCUACUAAUUUUGGCAUGGCCAUCAUUUGGCUCCUCCUCUUCACCCCCUGCUCCUACGUGUGCUGGUUCAGGCCCAUCUACAAGGCCUUCAAGACUGACAGUUCAUUCAACUUCAUGGCAUUCUUCUUCGUGUUCAUGGCCCAGGUCGUGAUCAGUAUUAUCCAGUGUAUUGGAAUCCCAGGUUGGGGAGUCUGUGGCUGGUUGGCUACCAUAACCUUCUUCAGCACCAAUAUAGGUUCUGCGGUGGUCAUGCUGAUCCCCACCAUCAUGUUCACAGUCAUGGCUGUUUUCUCCUUCUUAGGUCUUACUAAGGUGCACAACAUGUACCGUGGCACUGGGGGCAGCAUGAGCAAAGCCCAGGAGGAGUGGACCACCGGGGCCUGGAAGAACCCCCACGUCCAGCAGGCGGCACAGCAGGCAGCCGUGGGCGUGGCGCAGGGGGCCAUGCAGCCUCAGCAGCAGUACUCCCAGGCACCCACUUACAACUACGACGACCCUGGCAUGUAAGGCAGGGCGGAGGACAGGGUGAGGUGACGCCAGGGCGGGGGGGAAGGGGGGGGUUUGGGUUGGGGGGUCGGGUCGGUGCCAAUUCAGAGUAAGAUAAUCCUUGGGUGAAAUAAAAUUAAAAAUAAAAUGUUCAUGUGUUAUGUUGAGUUUGCUUUGGAAAUUCCCUGUGUUAAUGUGCAGUGAUUCAUUUUUAUUGAACUCACACACCUGUGCCCCUAAUGUGGACCAAUACUCCAACCUUAGUGUUAUUAAACACAGUGAUAACAUAUUGCACAUAGUAAUAACUAUGUUAUUACGCUGGUGUCCACAAGAUAGAUUUUUCUGCUUCUGUAUGCCAGACAGACACUACAAAACCUAGCACUGCCCCGUAAAGCUAAUUCACCCUGACUUGAGCAAUGCAAUAUCAUUAUAAUAUAGCCAUGACCAUGUUUUUGAAAAUGCUUUACUUUUUAGUGUGUGGUAUCACAUUUAUGAUAGAAGGAUGUUUAUUUUAUGAAAGGAACUUAGUAGGAAAAGGCCAGAUUGUCAUGUUUAUGAGAAAGUGUUCAUGUAUAUUUUUUGGAAGGCAGUACUGUAUUAUAAUGAAAGAUAUAGUUUGACCGCAUGGAAAUCACAAAACGCUGGAAACCCUUAUUUAAAUCUUAUUUUAAAUUUGUCCAUGGUGAAUUUUUCUUUUGUAUUUCUUAGAUUCUCAGGAAAGACAGGAUAGACGUCUAACUUGUUUUUACCUUGUUUUAGACAUAGAAAUAGAACUAACAGAACUGUUCAAUUAAUUAUAUUUCUUUAAUAUCUAGGUUGUUUUAGACAUAACAAUAGAAUAUCUUUCAUUGUCAUUCUAACUAGUCGAUAGACGGCUAACAGCCACAAGCCAGUCUAUCAGUAAAGCUGCGCUAGAGUCAGAACUGCAGACCAUUGUCUUUUUCAUCUCCUUUCACACGUCAUGAAGCCAUGGUAGGAACCUCUACUGGUUCCUCAGCAUUUUUUCAUUUCAGGUAAUGGGGAAUGUUUUUUUUUACAGUCAUUAUGCUGUUGACUAUCAAUGAAAUAAUGAAUACAUGAUCAAUUAUUAUAGAAACAGCACACACGUGUAAAUGGGAACAAAGGAGAUAUCGCAGUCUUAAUUUCCUAUUGUAGAUACAGUAUUCGCUGUCGUAGAUGGACCGAUGUUAGAUGUUAUGAAUGUUUAUUCCCAUUGGUCAAACCUCUUAAAAUAAUCUUAAAAUGUGAACACUUAAAAUGACUACAUUUCCCAGGGGGGCAAAGCAGGUUGUAAUGGUGUCAUCAGUGAUGUCAUGGCAAGCAGUUCUGCAGUAAGUGAAAGAUUUGUGACAAGUGAAAACAAAAUGUGGCUGUUAAUGUAGUACAGAUGUGUAUAGAGAAUAGAUGUGAAAUGGUAUAUAUGGGAAACCUAGAAUAUUAUUAUUACAAUGUUCUUUUUCAACUUGAACUGGACAAAAAUAACAAUAUGAUAUUUUUUACUAGGGAUGAGUCAAGUGCUUAUUCUACGUUUGACUACCGUUAAUUAUUUUUUUUUUUUGAUUCAUGUCUCGAAUAUCAAAACAUUCACUAAAAUAAAGAGGUCUUAAGUUAAUAGAUGGAUAUUACAAAAAUGUUUAUACAGUGUUAGACUUGAAGAUUUGUACAUGAAUGCCAGUUAUUUAAAAAAAACAUGUGAACUGUCUUGUCUGAUUGUGUUUGUAUUCAAUAUGAUUUUCUUUGAACUCUUUGUGUUUCUUCUGAAUUCAGUUUUUGUGGUUUCUGUUGUUAAAACCUGUGUUGUUUCUGUAUAUUUUGUAUAAUGUAUGUGAGGAGGUGGGUGAAAGUUCUGAGUUCUGAUAUUUGUCACCAAGGUUUUUGCUGUUGUCGGUUAUAAAGCUAUAGGUUUCUGAUUUGUUAGUUUUCGACAGUUGGGUGUUAUGCUCAGAGAACUAUUCGCUUUAAUAACUCGCUCAAACUGUCAAUCCAGUACUCACUUUACUCCACUAUUACAAGCACUGGAGCAAUACAAACACAAAUUGACAGAUCAACUUCUGAAGGUAGAAAUGGUCAGUGCCAGAGGAGGCCAUUUAUGCAGCCUCAGUUUGUACUCCUUGGUUUGCUUAACUGGCUCAUACCAUAGCCGGUAAGAGCAAAAGGGGGUGUCUUUGUACAAGUGAUUGGCACCACACAGGUGGAAGUAUUUAUUUUUUCUCCAACAUAUGAGUAUUGCACCAGCGAAUGUACAUUGUGUAUACUGUCCAGUAGACUAAUUCCAUUAGCCUGUCAUCCGAACUGAGGCCCCUUUGUUCGUACUGUUGACAGUGACACAACGACGUGUGCAGUGAUCAGCCUGGUUCGACCAGGCUAUAAUCUGUUGGUCGUAGUGUUCAUCCUUGUGUACUGCUCAGACUGACAGAAGCCUCAUUUCUUUACUCUGUGUUAUAGUAUUUGCAACAGAAGAUGACAACAGAAUAAAUACAAAAAAGUGAUGUUUUCUGUGUUUAGUAAAUCUAAGUGUGGUUUUGGUGAAAUUGUGAGUCAGACCAAACUGUGUGCCAAGUUAUGUAAAUAAGGCACAUUUCAGUAUGUGUGGCUUAUUGAUGUUCAAUACAACUGUGUCCAGGCGUCCCAUUGCAAUCUUCUCUGGAUUCAGGUUAUGUCUGAAAUGGCACACAAUUUCCUGUAGCAAGUUCACUACUUUAGGCCAAAUCAAAAAUCUGCGUCCAAUGUGGCACAUCCCUUUAAAGUGUCCCAUGAGCUUUACGGGAAGAUUUGGGGUGCCAUUUCGAAUGCCAACCUGGUCUGAAAUAGUGCACUAUUUGAAUAUAGAGGUACUACUUGGGACACCCCCUUGGGGAAAUGAAAUGCAGUCCAUGCUGUUUUUGGGUCUCCGUGUGUGUUGUUUCACAGCUUUUGAAAGCCAUCUGUCAUUGAGCCCGAUCUACACUGGUGACCUGCUGUAUUUGUUUAAUAUAUCCUGUACUCUAAAAACAUAGGUGUAGUUAAAAAAAUUGAGAUGAAUCAAAUGCUAAUAAAAUGUCCAUGGAUAAAUAAAAGUAUAUACAGACUAUAAAUCCAUGUUAUGAUUGGAUGGAUGAUGUGUUAUACAGCAGUCCAGGAGACCGUGUCUCAAAGAUAACUUAAUGAAUUUUAGAGAAUAAUAACGCAAUGUUUUUUUUGGUGUAUUAUUUUUAUAUUAUUUUGAUCUCUUCCUGAUGGAUAGUAAAACGUUCUUGUUGCA